CUUAUAAGGGCGGACGCUUCUCGUUCUUUCUUGUGCAGUCUCUUGCCCUCUCUUGUUUCUUUCGGUUUGUGUUCCAUUUCCAUUCCCACGUAGGCUCUGUAGGGGUUUGCGGACCGGCGAGGUCGCACGAUGGAAGGCAAGAACGCGAAGGCCCUCCUCUUCUCCCCCUCCCUCACCCUUUCCUCCGUCGUCCUCGGGUCCUCUGAGGAGAGGCGGGGGACGGCCUCCAAAAUCUUUCCAUUGACGAGCUCCAUCGCCGCCGGCUGGCAUCCAUUCUGCUCCUCCCAUGAUGAUGUCGGCCACUCACACAUCCUUCUUUCGCCUGCAGCUGGUUCGAACCAUCUUACCUGCGUCCCGGAACGCUGUCCGAAGCUGACGACAACGAAGAUCGAACCCCUUGAAAGCGAGGCCCCGGAUUCGAUCUUGGUGGACGGAGGAUCUCCCGGUUUCCACCGCCUCCCGAUGCUCAGAUCUCUGGAGCCGUUACCUCUGGCGAUCAAGAUGCCGUCGGUUCCGCUGGGUAUCCCCUCCGGCGAUCUGAUCUCCGUCAUCGAGCCAUCCCAUAAGCGCUUCCGAGGUUCGUCAGCUUCUUUCUCUUGGUCUCCCCCGCCGUGUGCUCCUCCUCCUACUGCUCCUACGACUCCGCGUCAUCGGCGACCGCUGCCAUCGAGCGAGCUGUCGCGUCAGCGGCGGAAGAAGAUCAGCGACCGUACGCGGAUCAUUGAGUCGCUGAUGCCGUGGGAACGGCGAAUGGACACGGGGUCAAUGCUGGAGGAGGCGUCCAAGUACAUCCGUUUCCUGCAAACCCAGGUGGCAGCCCUCCGUUCGAUGCCGACCGCAGCUGAGUUCUCGGCCGCGCCAGUGUCCUCUGGCCGCGGCGGGGGACUGGGCGGGCUGGAGCGUCUCAACCGCCAGCAGAUGCUGCAGGUGGUGGUGAACUCGCGUCGGGUCCAGGAGAAGCUCUACGAAAGAGGGCUUUGUGUCUUCUCGGUGGAGCAGGUGGCAUCGCUCCAGAAGGAGGUGGAGCGCCGCCCUCCAUUCGUCUCCGCCGUCAACGCCUCCGCCGUCAACGCCUCCGACUGAGUCAUCCCACGCAAAGAGCUCCAUUCCCUUUGGAAGCAGCGAUCGAAGCAGGUCUGUCAAUAUUUCCAGUUUUUGCAUACAAAUAGUCGUCAUUUAGCUUUUACUUCCUUACGGUUGUAUGUCUGAAGGGAGAAAGAAAAUGGAAUUAGAUAGGGUUAUAGGGAGGUUGAGUGGGUUAAGUUUUGGGUUUCUUGGGGGGUUUGCUCACUCACUUCUUAAGUUGGGAAUUACUGUUUCUCCAAUAGAAUUAAUUGGAGGCGGGUUUAAUGAGAUCGAUAAAUGGUGUAAUUGAUUACGGUUUAAAAUGUUCCAAGUUUAGCUUCGUGUAACAGCCCGUUUUCUCGGAUUUUGUCUUUUAUGGUUUAGUUGAACCGAGUUUUAAGCCGUGGAUGGAAGGAAGGGAAUAUAUAGCAUUGAAAUAGGUUUUUCGCGAAUCCGUUUUGCUUUUUUGGUUUCCAGUACUUUAACCGAGCCAGACAAAUACAUAUACCCUCCUGUCCGAUAGCAGCCUCGUCACUGUUGCCUGUGGCAGCCUGCAAAAAAUAGGCUGGCACUGUGGGCAGUUGACGCUACAGUAAAUAGCAGUUUCCCUUAAUUACGUUAUAAUAUAGAAGAUAAUAGGUUUUCUUGCUUAAAUUCGUCCCUAAUUUUGAUUCGCCUUGCGAUACAUUGUUGGUCACGAGACAUGGGCAAGCCAUUACACUAUCACAAUGGUCCUCCCGUAACUCCCUUAUGGUAUAGGAAGCUUCUAGAAUUACAAAAUGCAGCAUUGUUUGGCGACUUGCUCACAUAUCAAA
This is a messenger RNA of Musa acuminata AAA Group (dessert banana), 1880 nucleotides long. RefSeq names its product transcription factor bHLH117. The record is from RefSeq and is a predicted model, not a curated record. NCBI's taxonomy places the organism in Eukaryota, Viridiplantae, Streptophyta, Magnoliopsida, Zingiberales, Musaceae. Gene Ontology annotation, molecular function: protein dimerization activity; DNA-binding transcription factor activity. The transcript has a single exon. Gene Ontology annotation, biological process: regulation of DNA-templated transcription. Bases 130 to 1083 code for a protein of 317 amino acids.